This is a messenger RNA of Asparagus officinalis (garden asparagus), 1700 nucleotides long. Its product is annotated as probable histone acetyltransferase HAC-like 1. The transcript is spliced from 8 exons. The record is from RefSeq and is a predicted model, not a curated record. Bases 494 to 1342 code for a protein of 282 amino acids. Gene Ontology annotation, molecular function: histone acetyltransferase activity; zinc ion binding; transcription coactivator activity. Gene Ontology annotation, biological process: positive regulation of transcription by RNA polymerase II. Lineage: Eukaryota; Viridiplantae; Streptophyta; Magnoliopsida; Asparagales; Asparagaceae. Gene Ontology annotation, cellular component: transcription regulator complex; histone acetyltransferase complex.
CUGAAGUAAUAGCUGUGACUGGAGAGGCUCUGCGUACUUUUGUUUAUCAUGAAAUUUUGAUAGGAUACCUAGAGUAUUGCAAGAAGCGAGGGUUCACUUCACUAGUAUCCAUAUGGGCUUGCCCGCCACUGAAGCAAGAUGAUGAUUAUAUUUUGUACUGCCACCCUAAGAUACAGAAGGUGCCCAAACCUGUGAAACUUCGUGAAUGGUAUCAAACGAUAAUUCAGAAGGCUGUGAAGUAGAAAAUUGUUGCAGAGCACACUAACUUAUACGAUCAUUUCUUCGUAAAAGCUAAUUAUUGCAAGGCUAAAAUCACUGCCUCACGUUUGCCGUAUUUUGAUGGCGAUUACUGGCCAGGACAAGCAGAUAUUCUCCUACAAAGUGAGAGUUGUAGUAAGCCUCGGAAAAAAAAGGAAGAAAGGAAGGAAAUGAUAGAGUUCUGUGGGAUUCCAGAUGUGAGGCUUCAAUAGACAAUCCGAAAGAGAUUCUACUGAUGUACAAGCUUGGAAAUAACAUCUGCGCAUCAAAAGAAAUCAUUGCCCAUCUGUGGUAUGUCUGCAAGCAUUGUUGUCAUCCUAUUUUGUAUGAAAAGCAAUGGGUUUGCAGUGUUUGCAAGAACUUUCAUAUUUGUGAAAAGUGUUUUCUUUUAGAGCAGAAGCUGAAGAAGAAAUAUAGACACCCUUAUGGCAAAAGUGAAUUGCUAUUAUUUCAUGGAGCUCAGGUGGAUAACAUUCCAGCGUGUACUAUUGAUGAUGACGAUGAAACUAUUCAGAGCAAAAUAUUUGACACAAGAUCUAUGUUCUUGAGUCAUUGUCGGAGUAAUCAUUACCAAUUUGAUACUCUUCGAAAAGCAAAACAUUCGAUUAUGAUGAUUCUUUAUAAUCUGCAUAAUCAAUUUUCUCCUUCGAUAUCUGCUGGCAUUGGGUGCUGGAGGGACAUAGAAACACCUGUGGCCACUGUGACUGAUAAUACUUCACAGCUGACCAAUCAAAGCAAGCAAGUACAGUCUUUUCAGGAAUUCUCCGGUGCUGCUUUCUUAUAUGCCUCCAACUGUGUUGUCCCUAGGUGCACAUCCCCACAUCGUCGGAAGCUCAAAGAUCUCUUCCAUCAUGGUACAAAAUGUGAAACUCGUGCGAGUGGAGGAUGUAAAUUUUGUCGGAUAAUCUGGUACAUUCUCCGCAUCCAUGCGCAAUCUUGUGCUGAACCAAAAUGCCAUGUUCCUCACUGCAAGAAUUGGAAAGAGCACUUGAGGAAGAAGCAGCUGGUGGAGGAUUCUCAGCAGAAGCUGGAAGAUCAUCGCCUUCAGACGGGAGGAGAGCAGAGAAUGAGAGAAGAUAAUUAGGCAGAAAUUUUUUUAUGAUCUUCAAGCCAAUGCCUGACUCUAGGUCCUUCAAAAGUUGUACAGAAACAAUUCUUUCAUUUGGUUCAGAGAUGCCAGAUGCAGUCAUCACCAUGAUUUUUUCCCCCUUAAGAGGAUAGUAUUUAUUCAUUUUGUAAAUUAAUAACUGGAUAAGCAUAGAAUUUGAUUGAUUCUUGUAUAGAUUAAUCAAAAAGUUGAUGCUCAGAGACGGAGGUGCCUGGGAGGUGUCUGAUGGCUAAAAUUUCAUUGAGGAAAUUCUUUGUUUUGAACAAAUAAAUUGGGACACUAAUUUGUAAUAUAUUAUAUGAAUAAUUUUUUUUAAAUAUUUGUUAAGCUUGUG